CAGCCUCCCAACACUUAUGCCUUGCUCAAAAGAAGCAGCAAGCGAAACUGAAGUCGAGAGAGACGGAUGGGUGGAUUUGUAUUUCUUCGCGCUGAGAAACAACAAGUUUGGCACCAGACGAGUCGUCUUUCCAGAGACUUUUUCUGUUCACGCCAACAAUUGAGGAGCAUUUUAGGGAAAAGUACUCCCAAAAAACAGGAUGAGCAGGAUGUUUCCGGGUCUGGACUUGUUAGUUUUAAUGUGUCUUUUGCGACCAGUGAUAUCUGAAACAGGCCACAUCCUACGACCACAAAAUUUUACGCUGCGGUGGAUUAAUGAUUUUGAACCAGAGUUGUCCUGGAAACCACAAGAUUCAGUGCGAAAUUGCACCUAUAAAGUGGAAAAAAAAACCCAGACAGGAGAACCAGGAAGGACUACAGUUAAUACAUCUAUGUGGAGUGAAUUCACAGUAUUGGGUGGAAGAUAUCUGAAUUUUUCUGUCACAACUCAUUGUGAUAACAGCAAUACUGAACUGGCUGUCUAUAACAUCACUUACCCAGAGCUGGUGAAAAAUUUGGUCUGCCACUACUAUGCCCCCGAAAAAACUCGCUGUCAGUGGAACCAAACGAGUGAUGCUCCAGAUCUUGGGUUUUUCUAUCAGUUGACAGAUGAGUCUACUAACAGCAACAACAUAUCGUCAAACUUCCAAGAGUGCUUAUCGUACAUCCGCAAUGCUAAAGGCGUGAAGACUGGUUGUGAACUGCUGGCAAACAACGACUACAGCCUCUACAUCUCGUUUAAGGGAACAGUGAACAACACCACUGCCCGAAACACUUUCAAGAUACAGCUUAAAGAUCACGUGAGACCACCUGCUCUUAAAUGGACAGUCGUGAAAAGUAAGGAUGCUUUCAAUAUCAGCUGGAGUGCCCCUGACAUCUUAGGCCCUGAAUGCUGGAACUACAAAAUCAGAUACACUGACUGUAAUAAGACAGAGAAACAGAAUAUCAACAAACUCAAAAAGAAGAGAUCAUAUUCGCUGGUCCGAGACUCUCGCUGUCAGUACCGCAUAGCUAUUAAGGCAGAGGUAGAAAUAGAAUGCGGCAAUGGAGCGACGCCAUGGAGUGCUGACGAGUAUUUUGACAUAGACAGAGAUCUGGAUGCGUUAGUGUCCGUUGCCUUUAUCAUCCCAUGUGUGCUCGCUGUUCUGGUAGCCUUGAUGUUUGUCUGUUGCCGGAGCAAUAAGGAGAAGUUCUGCCCCAGAAUAAUAACCCCCGUAGACCUCAUCACCGAUAUUGACAACAACAACAAGAGCAAUCUUUACAACUUGCCAGCUCCAGCAGAGGAAGAACAGACCUGUGAAAUCACUGUUUUAGAUCCUGAAGCCAUCAGACUGGAUUGCUGAUGUUUCUGAUGCUAGCUAACGUAGACAGCUACUGUAUUUGCACAAACCGUGCACACGUCGAUGCAGCUAAAAUACAGUGGUGGAAAAAAGUUUUGGGACACAAUGUACAUUUGCAAAAUAUUGCAUUAAGAAUCACUCUUAGGUGCACUCUUCAGGUGCAAUCUCUUUUAGUACAAUCACAGCCACAAUACUAUCAAAAUGCAAAAAAAAAAGCCAUUAAAAACUUAAAAUUGAUUGGUCCAUAAAAAUAUGAAAUUUUGAGUAUUGGGUGAUUCUGGUAGAAUUUAUGAUUUUGUGUCUGUCUGAUGCAGCGACACCUUUAGAAACACAAAGAAGAUUUUCCCACCAAUAUUUCAUGACAACAUUUGAGAUCGUAUCAGAUUUUAAGGGUGUCUGAAAAGUUUUUUGCACCACUGCACGAGCUUCACAAGUCUUAGUCGCUACUGUUUACUGUAGACAGGGUAAGUUACACUGAAUGACAAUUCCUCGAAAGUAGAAGUCAGCGUAUUGUCGACUUCAUCUUCACACCAGCAUUUCUGAAUGAUUUCCAUUCAUCACCGCGUUAUGUUCAUACAUAGCGGCGAACUGCAUUCAGCCAGUUGUUGAACAAGUGCAUUGACUGCUCUAAAAGAACACAUUUCACUUGAACUUGCAUUGCACUCUUUUGCACCAGGUGCUACUUUUGUGAGACCUUUUGGUCACUAGAGCCUGAAUGGAAAUGGACAACCUUACAUUGUUGAAUUAGGGCAGAGCUGCAUCAUCUAAACAACCAUGUAUCUCUGGAGGUGUUGAAGAAAUAUGGUUGCACUUUUUUAAGCCUUUACCAGGUGUUAAAUGCAUUGGCUGAUCCCAGUUUAAUGAGCAUUAUACUUUAAUAUGUUUUAUGUGACUGUUAAUUGUCAUAAUCUGUAGUUUUUUUUAUCCUUCUCCUGCACAUGUCUGCCACCUAUUCUCCCAAAUGUCACUGCCAGUACAAAAAAUAUUUUUUAUACAUAUAUAUAUAUAUAUUUUGUUUAUGCAUUAGUUUGCCUUUUUGACGUCCACCAAGGGAGUUUACAUAUUGAGUUGUUUCCCUGUGUGAUCACAGAGCAUUAUCCCUGUUGGUGCUUACAUACUGUUAAAGCUGUUGUGUUUCUUAUGGCCAUUAAGGUCAUUAUCAGACAUUACGUGUUGAGUUGUUAAAAUGGGCGGCUUGGAGAGGACUGAAGGCCAGUAUGAACCUGUUCUUCCCCUGAAAAGCCCCUGGUCUAUGAAGAAUUCAGCAAAGAGUUGUUAGGCGACAUUGUUGGACGGUGGAAUAAUUGCAUUUUGACGUGAAAUACAGAGCUGCCCUGAAGGAUCACACUGAUAGAGGUAGACUGCUGGGGUGGCAGAGACUAAUUAUUUAGCUUUUAAUAAUGCUCUAUUUGUUCAGUAGGAAUUUAGAAAGGUUGAAAAUGCCAACCUCCAUUGGAAAGUCAAUAUUGGUGCACUUCAUGGAUUACAAGAUUGAGAAACAUCUUACUGGUCUUUUACUAACUGUCUCUGAAGAUAAAAGAAGCCUGAAAAACAGAGAUUGAGCAUUCAGCCACUUUGGUAAGCUCAUGGUGCUGAUCGUGUUCUGACCCAGAAUGCUUUAAAUGGUGACCAGGUGAAGAUAUUUUACAUGGAUGCUUAUCUUCUCUGGUUUUCCAUCAGUUUUUACCUGCUACACCAACCAAAACCUACGAACAAGCUAACAAGCAUGCUAAACUUGGGAGACUAGAAGUAUGUGCCAUACGGAUGGAACAGAAAGCAGCUCAAGGCCCAAUAGAAACAUGGUUCUCCUCACAUCUACCAGCAAAAUGCAGCUGAAAUGGACGCUUUUUCAGCUCAAGCACCGCACAAUUCAACUAAAAUUGGGCUGAAAUGCACCGCGUAAUUCACUGAUUUCUAUCGUGCAAACUCAAGCUUAAACCCACAUUUAUGGUUGAAAUUCUCCACUGAUUUCCUUUAUUCCUGCUUCUGGAGCAGUCCUGAGACGUUUGACGGGCUCAACAUUACAUUUGCUCUCUUAAUCGCACAUCAGAAGACAGCUCGAAUGAAUGUACGGAGUUUGAGGAUAUCCUGUUUAGUGGAAAUCCUAAACUGAAGCCUCUUGAACCAAAAGGCUGCUGAAGGCUGUGAAUGUAAGAAGAAUUUCUACACUCCUGUAAAAACACAGAUGUGUCUGUAUUGGUGCCUGUUUGUGCUUGUGGUGGUCAACGCUGGACGCUACUUAUGAAUGCUUGCUCUGUGCUAAUUUUUUUCUAUAUAAAUUUGCAGAUGCCAUUUCUGCACAGAAAAACAUCGGUUAGUGUGACAUGAAGACUGGAAAUAGUGAGACGGAAGAAGAAGUUUGUAUUUGUCACUGCCACAUUUCAGCAGAGUGAUUAUUUUUUUCUUCUUUGCGUAACCCAGUUUUCUGGAGAAGUGCAGGUCAGAAGAAUUGCUCAAGGGCCCAACAGAGGCUUGAACUCUCAACCUUGUGAUCAGAGCCACGACCAAAUGUCUCUAAAGCCCUUUAAUUGAUGUGUUCGAGUCUCUACUGCUAAAUCUAUGCAGAAACUCACCUGUCAUUGUUAACAAACUGUCUGCUGACACUUAAACUCUCAGCAAGGAAGUGGAAGAUAUUACACAUGAUGUUCACGCACUAGUACUUCUUUACUCGUUUAUUUUAAUUAAAAAAACUAUAAAAUCUGCUUAUAAAAUAAACAAAAUUGUGUUCAUGUAGUUGUGUAAGUUUAUCAUCUAUUAUAAAGAGUGUAUAAGUCACAAAGGUUUCCUGAAUAUUUUCUGCAUUAAAGAUUUGUUUCAUA
Molecule: messenger RNA, 4197 nt
Organism: Acanthochromis polyacanthus (spiny chromis)
Lineage: Eukaryota; Metazoa; Chordata; Actinopteri; Pomacentridae
Exons: 10
Coding region: 200-1381 (393 amino acids)
Molecular function (GO): protein binding
Source: RefSeq, a predicted model, not a curated record